AUGUCCCAGCCGAUUCCCCAGCCGUCGGGCGUGCCCAUCCUGGGCAACGUCUUCGACAUCCAGCCCAGCAACACGUGGGCGUCGCUGAAGAAGCUGUCGGAGCAGUACGGCGAGAUCUUCCAGGUCAAGGUCUUUGGCCACACCAUUGUCUUUGUCGCGAGCGUCGCCCUCGCGCAGGAGAUAUGCGACGAGAAGCGCUUCCGCAAGUACGUCGGCGGGCCGGUCGUCGAGAUCCGGGACGCCGUUCACGAUGCCUUGUUCACUGCGUACGAUGAGGAGGCGAGCUGGGGCAUCGCGCACCGCAUCAUUGCGCCGAAGUUGCAGCCGAACGAGCUGGCGCUGCGAUUCGACGAGAUGCGGGACACUGCGUAUGAGCUGUUUGACCUGUGGAAGGGGGCGGGCAAGCCCGUGUCUCCGUUCAAGGACCUCGGCAGGCUGAACCUCGAGGCAACGACCUUUACGCUCUACGGGAUGCGGCUCAACUGCCUGAGUGGGCCGGAGCAUCCCAUGCUCAAGGCUAUGGAGGACUCAACUGCUGAAGCCGUGAUGCGACCUACGCGGCCGGGGAUCCUCAACACGCUCCUGUAUAGGGGCAAGUGGAAGUCGGCCAUCAAGACGAUGCGCGCCUACGCCGCAGACGUGGUCAAGUACCGCAAGGACCACCCGACCGACCGCCAAGACGUCCUCACCGCGAUGAUGAACGCAACAGACCCCGAGACAGGCAAGGCCCUGACCGAAUCACAAGUCAUCGACGAGGUCGUCUCCAUGCCCAUCGGCAGCAGCACCGCCCCCUGCCUCCUCGCCACCGCCAUCUUCCUCCUGCUCACGAACCCCGAAAACAUCACCAAGGCGCGCCAGGAGCUCGACACGGUCGUCGGCCCCGGCGGCGAGUUCAAGCACGCGCACCUCGACCAGCUCACGUUUGUGCAGGGCAUCCUGCGCGAGUCGCUGCGCCUGUCCUUUGCGGCGCCGGGCUUCAACAUCGAGCCCAUCCCCAGCAAGGACAAGGAUAAUAAGGCGCCGGUGCUGCUCGCGGGCGGCAAGUACCAGGUGGCGCACAACCAGCCCAUGAUCAUCGUCAUGGCGGGCGUGAACCGCGACCCGGCCGUGUUCGAGGACCCGCUGGCGUUUAGGCCCGAGCGCAUGGUCGGCGAGGCGUUUGAGCGGCUGCCGCCGGGGGCGAAGAAGUGGUUCGGCAACGGGAAGAGGGAGUGCAUCGGCAAGCAUUACGCCUGGCAGUGGAGUCUGCUCGUGUUGGCGAUGAUGCUGCGGGAUCUGGACUUUGAGAUGGAGAAUCCGGAUUAUAAGCUGGAGCAGGAUGGGUGGUUCAACUAUCGGCCGAUUGGAUUUAAUGUCAGGGUCAAGGCGAGGGUGGCUUGA
Molecule: messenger RNA, 1380 nt
Organism: Purpureocillium lilacinum
Lineage: Eukaryota; Fungi; Ascomycota; Sordariomycetes; Hypocreales; Ophiocordycipitaceae
Molecular function (GO): iron ion binding; heme binding; monooxygenase activity
Source: RefSeq, a predicted model, not a curated record